This is a messenger RNA of Hemibagrus wyckioides, 4087 nucleotides long. It is a transcript of the gene mcm8, whose product is annotated as minichromosome maintenance 8 homologous recombination repair factor. NCBI's taxonomy places the organism in Eukaryota, Metazoa, Chordata, Actinopteri, Siluriformes, Bagridae. Gene Ontology annotation, biological process: double-strand break repair via homologous recombination; DNA replication. The transcript has 18 exons. The coding region runs from base 268 to 3030 and encodes 920 amino acids. Gene Ontology annotation, cellular component: nucleus; MCM complex. Gene Ontology annotation, molecular function: single-stranded DNA helicase activity; ATP hydrolysis activity; single-stranded DNA binding. The record is from RefSeq and is a predicted model, not a curated record.
GUUGAAGCCUUGGUCCUCAGAAUAUAAACACCACUGCUCCGGUAACACCAGGAAAAUAUGAAACUUUUUUUUAAACUUUUCUUGCUAUAUAAUAUGUCAAAUACCUAGUUAGAUAAUGUGAUAUAGAUAUAUACAUAGUCACACGUGUAUGUUAACAACGCGGGCUUGUCGGUUUAAUUAAUACUGUGUUCAAAUUGCACGAGCUAACUAACCCACCUUAGCCUGCUGAAAGUAAUUACAGGCUGUUCAUAACAACAAUAAGUUGUUAUGAUAUACACAGUUGUUAUCAACUGUGUAUAUCAUUUUGAUCUGAGGGCAGCAAGAGGAAGGAUGAAUGGCCGCGAAACAGGGAGAGGUUCCUGGAGAGGUGGAGGAGGUUCCUGGAGAGGUGGUGGAGGUGGUUCCUGGAGAGGUGGUGGAGGUGGUUCCUGGAGAGGUGGUGGAGGUGGUUCCUGGAGAGGUGGUGGAGGUGGUUCCUGGAGAGGUGGUGGAGGUAGUUCCUGGAGAGGUGGUAAAGGCGCAGAGUCUGGUGGAGGUGGAGGUGGAAGUAACGGCUGGAGAGGAGGAGGAGGAGGAGGAAGAUGGAAUGGAGGAAAAAACAGAGGCUGGAGAGGUUCUACUUGGGGAAAAGGAGGUGGUAAUUAUUCACCGAACAACACACAACGUGGUGCAGAGAUUUCUUCACCAGUUCCUCGUGCAACGCAAGCAACACUCGACAUAACUUGCCCUUACAAAGGAUGGAAGCUCUAUUUUACAGAAGGUUUUAUUGAAUCUUCACCCUUCGUAGAGAAGAUAAAGGCAUUUGAAAAAUACUUCACUUCACAGAUAGAUCUUUAUGACAAGGAUGAAAUUGAAAGAAAAGGCAGCAUCUUGGUAGACUACAAAGACUUGCUUGGGAACAAACAGAUCUCCACAGCACUACCUGAUCUUGCUUGUCAGAUUAAAGACAUGCCUGAAAAGAUACUUGACUGCUUGGGUCUAGCCAUUCAUCAGGUUUUGACAAAGGAUCUGGAAAAACAUGCUGAUGAGCUACAAGCCCAGGAAGGUCUUCCUGUAGGCGCAACGCCUAUUAUUAACAUACCACACAUAAGUGCUAGGAUUUAUAACUAUGAGCCUCUCACGACUUUGAAGAUGCUCAGAGCCAAUUUAUAUGGCAAGUUUGUGGCUAUUCGAGGGACUGUGGUGAGAGUGAGCAACAUCAAGCCCCUUUGCAGCAAGAUGGCGUUCGUCUGUAACAUGUGUGGAGACACUCAGAGCCUGGCUCUGACUGAUGGGAAAUACACUAUACCCACUAAGUGUUUACAAAGAGAAUGCCGUGGACGAUCUUUUACCCCAAACAGAAGUUCACCACUAACGCAGACAGUCGACUGGCAGACCAUAAAGGUUCAGGAGCUGAUAUCAGAUGACCAGCGUGAAUCAGGACGUAUUCCCCGGACCAUCGAGUGUGAACUCACUCAGGAUUUGGUGGACAGCUGUGUACCAGGAGACAUGGUGACCAUCACAGGAGUUAUUAAAGUCUCUAAUGAGGAAGGAUUUGGGAGAAAUAAAAAGGACAAGUGCAUGUUCCUUUUAUACAUAGAAGCAAACUCUCUCAGUAAUUCAAAAGGGCAAAAAAGCAAGUCAGCGUCUGAACCUGAAGGCCAGGAGACAUCAGUCGAGUUUACGCUCAAAGAUCUGUAUGCCAUCCAAGAGAUUCAGGCACAAGAGGUCCUCUUUAAGUUAAUUGUCAAUUCUCUUUGUCCAGCCAUCUACGGGCAUUUGCUUGUUAAGGCAGGAUUAGUCCUGGCUUUAUUUGGAGGCUGUCAUAAAUAUGUGGAUGAUAAGAACCGAAUCCCUAUAAGAGGAGACCCACACAUGCUUGUCGUAGGAGAUCCUGGACUUGGCAAAAGUCAAAUGUUACAGGCAGUAUGUAACGUUGCUCCACGUGGUAUCUAUGUUUGCGGAAACACCACCACCACCUCAGGCCUCACUGUCUCUCUGUCCAGGGACAGUGGCUCUGGAGACUAUGCACUAGAAGCUGGAGCUUUAGUGUUAGGAGAUCAAGGUAUAUGUUGUAUUGAUGAAUUUGAUAAGAUGGGGAAUCAGCACCAGGCCUUGCUGGAAGCUAUGGAGCAGCAAAGCAUAAGUUUGGCCAAAGCUGGAAUUGUCUGUACGCUCCCAGCUCGUACCUCCAUCAUUGCAGCAGCUAACCCAGUGGGAGGACAUUACAAUAAGGCUAAGACAGUAUCUGAAAACCUGAAAAUGGGCAGUGCUCUGCUAUCCAGAUUUGACCUGGUCUUUAUUCUUCUGGACACUCCCAAUGAGGACCAUGACCACAUGCUGUCUGAACAUGUCAUGGCUAUGCGUGCAGGGAAGAGAGGUGUGAUUAGUGGUUUGACAGCCACCAGGAGCUGUACACAGGAAUCCAACAUAUCCAUUCUGGAGAUUCCCUCAAACAAACCUCUCUCAGACAGACUGAAGGUUCUUCCUGGAGAGACUUUUGACCCAAUUCCUCACCAGCUGCUGCGUAAAUAUGUAGGCUACGCCCGGCACUAUGUGCACCCCAGUCUCUCAGUCGAAGCUGCUCAGGUCCUACAGGACUUCUACCUGGAACUGCGCAAGCAGAACCAAUCAGCUGACAGCACCCCAAUCACAACUCGCCAGCUGGAAUCCCUCAUCCGCCUUACUGAGGCAAGGGCUCGUCUUGAGCUUCGAGAAAAAGCUACACAAAGUGAUGCAGAGGAUGUUGUGGAGAUCAUGAAACACAGUUUGACAGAUACUUACUCGGACGAGUUUGGCCGGCUGGAUUUUGAUCGAUCUCAGCUUGGGUCUGGGAUGAGCAACAGGUCAAAAGUCAAGAAGUUUGUUGCGGCUUUGAACCAAAUCGCAGAGCGCACCCACAAAACCUUGUUUGAAAUUCAGGACCUGCGAAAGCUGGCUAAAGACAUCCAAGUUCAUGUCAUUGACUUUGAAGGCUUUAUCAGCGCACUCAAUGAACAAGGCUACCUGCUAAAAAAAGGACACAGAACAUACCAGCUGCAAACCAUCUGAAUGAAAACAUGUUAGAUACUUUUAUAAAAAAAAAUGUUCAAUGAAUUUAAGAGUUUAUUGUACAGUAUAUUCUAAUAUAACUUAUUUAUGGAUAUACACUCAGUCUCUCCUUUGUAUAUGGAUAUACACUCAGAUAUGUGGAUAUAUAUACUCAGGUACAGCUAAUUUGUGUCACCAUUUUAUUAGAUACACAUACCAUAUAUAUACUCUUUGUAGAUGCAUGAUUACAGAGUGCAGCCCAUCUCGUUUUGUGCAGUUUGUCAGCCCCAUUGGCUCAGUCUAGGGAAACAUCAUAGGACCAUGCUGACCAGAUAGAAGGAACUUCCUCACUACAUCAGUGACAUGGUGUGUGUGUGUGGUGUCAGUCGCUGUAAUGCUGGUGGGAUUUUUUUUUCUAAUCUCUUGAUUAAGAAUAGACUAGCUAGUAAAAAUAUAUUCAUUCAGCAGUGAUCCUUUAACACACUCUGACUGAAAGCAUUAACUAUCAUCACUAACUGUAUGCCACCCCAGGGAGGUGUGUCUUCUAAAGUUGCCGAUAGUGUUCAGAAUAGUGUUUAAAACUCUAGCAAUGUUUCAGUGUCUAACCUGCUUCACCAGUGUCAUGCACAACACCGUGUCAGUGUCACUAACUGUAACGAAUGUAGUCCGCUACCUGACUAAUAUCUGGUCAGUAUGGUCCGGUUAGCUCAGAACAAGAGCUACAACGUACAGCACAGGUUUACAACCCUGGUACUGGAGUCUUGAAUUUUCCCUGAACAUUAUUUCAGCUCAGGAGGGCUGAGAGAUAGCAGGUGUGUUACACUACAAUGCGCAGGACAGUGGGAGCUCUGGGACCAGGGUUCUGGGAACUGGUCAUUAUAAAGUUUACAGUGUGGUCACUGUGGACCUGGGGUUUGUAAAAGUGUAGUUGGAGUUGUUUUAUUUUAGUCUUCCUUGCUACUGCAAAUUAAAGAAACACAAUAUUAAUGGACACAACAAAAUAUUUACUUAUUUAUUUAUUUUGAUGCACUUUGUCUUGCCCUGCUCCUGAUACAUCACGCCUUUUUUUUCUUAAAUU